Hansenula ciferrii is the source of this 3144-nucleotide messenger RNA. RefSeq names its product mismatch repair protein MSH3 (gene MSH3). Gene Ontology annotation, molecular function: mismatched DNA binding; ATP binding; ATP-dependent DNA damage sensor activity. Gene Ontology annotation, cellular component: MutSalpha complex; nucleus. Bases 1 to 3144 code for a protein of 1047 amino acids. The transcript has a single exon. Gene Ontology annotation, biological process: mismatch repair. The record is from RefSeq and is a predicted model, not a curated record. Lineage: Eukaryota; Fungi; Ascomycota; Saccharomycetes; Phaffomycetales; Wickerhamomycetaceae.
AUGAAGAAUUCUAGAACUCCUACUAAAUCAAAAGGUCAACCAUCGAUAAGUAGGUUCUUCAAAAGUUCUCCUAAAAAGCAAUCAACACCGCCACAACAACAGAAUGUUCAAACAAUAAAUAUUGAUGAUGAUGGCGAUGACCAAAUUGUUGAAAUCAUUAAUAAUGAUGAUAUAAAUGAAAUCAAACCUUCAACUGUUAAAACCGAGGUGGAAAUACCCAAUGAAAUAAAUAUUGAACGUAAGAAACAAUUCCAAUAUGAGAAAACUACAGAUAUACCCAUUAUAAAUCCAACUACUGAACAAAUUUUACUUCGAGAAAGUUUAAAGGAAAAAUUAAGUCAAAAAUUCUCUACAAAUAACAAUCCACCCAAUGGAGUUGAAGAAUCACAACCUCAAAGUGAUUUAGAAGAUGAUCAAACACCACAACCACCACCAAAGAAGAAACAAAAAACCUCAAAACAAUCAAAAUUAACACCGUUAGAUCAACAAGUUAAAGAUCUUAAAUUAUUACAUUUAGAUAAAAUAUUAGCUAUUCAAGUUGGUUAUAAAUAUAAAUUUUAUUGUGAAGAUGCUGUUAAAGUUCAUAAAAUCCUAAAUAUUAUGCUUGUCCCGGGGAAAAUCAAUAUUAUUGAUGAAUCUCCAACUGAUAAAUUAUAUAAUAAAUUAGCAUAUUGUUCAAUUCCUGAACCAAGAUUACAUAUUCAUUUACAAAGAUUAUUAGAUCGUGGAUUGAAAAUUGGUAUUGUGGAUCAAAUAGAAACAAGUGCUAUUAAAUCAGUUGAAAGUAAGAAUUCUGCACUAUUCAAGAGAAGAUUAUCAAAUGUUUUCACUAAAUCAACUUAUAUUGAAUAUGAUGAAGUUAAUCAAGAAAAGGAUAAAAAUAUAAAUUCAUUAUUAUCUAUAGUGGAAGAAUCUGUUGAUCAAAAUGAUAAUGUUUUGAUAACUUUAGUUUCUAUACAACCCUUAACUGGUGAAAUUAUUUAUGAUACUUUCCAAGAUGAUUUCUUGAGAAAUGAAUUAGAAACAAGAUUAUUACAUAUGGAACCAAUUGAAUUCAUUUAUUUUGAAAAUGAUAUUUCUGAAUUAACUGAAUCUUGUUUCCAAAAAUUUAUAUCAAUAAAUUCUUCAAAUAUAAGGAUAAAUAAAAUUCCAAUUUUGAAGAAAAAGUUUUUUGAAUCUUAUUUAAAUGAUUAUGUAUUGGAUAAUCCAAAAUUAUUUGAAUUUAUAUCUGAACAAUCUAAAGAAUUCCAAACUUGUUGUUCUUUAUUAAUUGAUUACCUAAAAGAGUUUCAAUUAGAUUCUUCAUUUAAAAUUGUUACAAAUUAUUCAAAUUUUAUUCAAAAAAAUCAUAUGAUUCUAAAUUCAAAUUCUUUAACAAACUUAGAAAUUUUCAUAAAUUCAACAAAUAAUGAACAAUUUGGUUCUUUAUUAUGGUUAAUGGAUCAUACAAGAACAAAAUUUGGUUAUAGAUUAUUAAGAAAAUGGAUAAGUAAUCCAUUAAUUGAUCGUGAACAAAUUGAAAAAAGAUUUGAUGCAGUAGAGAAUAUUCAAUCAAAUUUUAAUCAUUUUUUAGAAAAUUUAGCAAAUUUAUUGAAAAAUUCACCUGAUUUAGAAAAAAUAUUGAAUAGAUUACAUUAUGGGAAAGUUAAAAGGAAAGAAUUAUAUAUUUUUUUAUUUAAAUUUGAAGAGAUUUCUAAAUUAAUUAUUAAAUUUGGGAAAUUUGAAAUAUUAAAUAAUCUAAAAUCAAGUUAUUUAAAACAAUUAUUCACUCAACUUAUUGAAAUUUCUGAAUCUUUAAAAAUAUCAAAUUAUGUUUCUAUGAUUAAUUCACCAAAUGCAAUGGAUGAUCAUAAUGAUGAUCAUAUCUUAAAAUAUUUCAAUUUAAAUACAUUGAAAAUUAAUCAAGAUGAAAUCAUAACGCAAGAUAUUGAAAUUUCAAAUAUAAAAGAUGAAUUUCAAAAAGAAUUACAAAACGUGCGUGAUUUCUUAAAAAGACCAUCAAUGGAUUAUGUUACAAGUAGCAGAGAACCUUAUCUUGUUGAAAUUCGUGCAGGUUUAUCAAGAAUUGUUCCAAAAGAUUGGGUCAAGAUUAAUGGAUCAAAAUUAGUUUCAAGAUAUAGAACUCCACAAAUCAUAAAACUGAUGAAAUUAUUGGAAUAUCAUAUGGAAUUAUAUUUAAAAGCUUGUCAUUCAGUUUUCCAAAGAUUUGUUCAAGAUUUAGAUAAAAAUUAUACUGAGUUAAACCAAUUUAUUAAAAUUUUAGCACAAUAUGAUUGUUUAUUAUCAAUUACAACCACAUCAUCAUCAUUAAAUUAUUCAAGACCAAAAUUUGUUGAUGAACAAAUUAUACAGAUCCAAAACGGUAGAAACCCGAUAAUUGAACAAUUAAAUACUUAUGUCCCCAAUGAUAUUGAUAUGAAUUCUUCUCAAUCUCGUUGUUUUAUUAUCACAGGUCCAAAUAUGGGUGGGAAAUCAUCUUAUGUUAAAAAGGUUGCCCUUUUGAUCAUAAUGGCUCAAUGUGGUUGUUUUAUACCAUGUGAAUCCGCAACUUUAGGUGUUUUCAAUUCAAUCUUAACAAGAAUGGGAUCAAAAGAUGAUUUAAUUAAAGGUGAAUCAACUUUUUUCAUUGAAAUGUCACAAAUUUUAAAUGUUAUACAAAAUUGUCAUGGAAAAUCAUUAAUUAUAUUGGAUGAAGUUGGUAGAGGAACUGGAACAAUUGAUGGGAUUUCAAUAGCUUCAUCAAUUUUACAAUAUUUAAUGACUGAAACUGAAAAAUCUUUGAUUUUAUUUAUAACUCAUUUCCCAUCAAUCUGUAAAUUAUCAAAAAAAUUCUCCAAGAUUAAAAAUUUCCAUAUGGGUUAUAUUGAAGAAAAGAAAACUGAGAAUGAUUGGCCAAAAGUUACAUUUUUAUAUAAUUUAGUCCCCGGAAUUGCUAAGAACUCUUAUGGGUUGAAUGUUGCUAAAUUAGCUUCAAUAAAUGAUGAAAUUAUUCAUAAUGCUUUUGAAAUCUCAAGAAAAAGACAACAACAAGUUGAAAGUGCACAAAAUUUGGCAAAUGAAAGGAAAUUAGUUGAAUUGUUUCCAAAAGUGCUAAAGGGGGAUAAAAUAGAGGAGAUUUGUGAUGUUAUUGAUGAUUUUGAUUGA